Molecule: messenger RNA, 3341 nt
Organism: Ipomoea triloba (trilobed morning glory)
Lineage: Eukaryota; Viridiplantae; Streptophyta; Magnoliopsida; Solanales; Convolvulaceae
Product: pentatricopeptide repeat-containing protein At1g56690, mitochondrial-like
Exons: 4
Coding region: 203-2494 (763 amino acids)
Biological process (GO): RNA modification
Molecular function (GO): protein binding; RNA binding; zinc ion binding
Source: RefSeq, a predicted model, not a curated record
CAUACGCGAGACGUGAGUUCCCACUUUCACCGGCCCCGACCACGUCUCCGCCACCGGCCCCGACCACGUCUCCGGUUCUCCGUCCGGCGGACCACCGCUGUCACGGCCGCACCACGGCAGCCACCACUAGCCUGAACACCAUUCAUGGCUGAGGGAAAUGAUUUGGGCGAACCCAAACUGUUGAAUUGGUUAUGAUGAACAGAUGAAGGCGCGGCAGCUGAUCAAGCAGCUCAUCCACUCGGCUUCCUUCGGCUCAAGCUCCUCCGUCAAAAUUCGAAACUCUUCCCCUCGCGUAAUCAUUCGGUGCUCAUCCACUUCCACCUCCGGCAGCGACUCCAUUCCAGUUAUCUGUAUCAAGAAGAAACUCAGAAAUCAGAAAAUGCGGCGUUUAUUGUCUCUCCAACAUAGAAACCACUUUUCAAGCUAUGUGUCCUCAGCCAACUCACGGAUAGCAUGCUUUGCCCGCUUGGGUCAAAUCAAGGAUGCUCGCAAAGUUUUUGAUCAAUUGCUUAACAAAAAUGUUGCUUCAUGGAAUGCCAUAAUCUCAUGUUACUUCCAAAAUCACCGGCCUAUUGAAGCUCAACAAUUGUUUGAUCAAAUGCCUAGAAGGAAUAUUGUGUCUUGGAAUGGGUUGGUUUCAGGCUACGUGAAAAAUGGGAUGGUAAAUGAGGCAAGAAAGGUGUUUGAACGAAUGCCUGAACGGAAUGUUGUGUCAUGGACAGCUCUUGUUAGAGGUUAUGUUGAGGAAGGGUUGAUAUCUGAGGCAGAAAGCCUUUUCUGGCAAAUGCCAGAAAAGAAUGUGGUGUCGUGGACUGUAAUGUUGGGAGGUAUGAUUCAGGUUGGGAGAAUUGGUGAGGCAAAGAGACUUUAUGACAUGAUGCCAGUGAAGGAUGUGGUGUCAAUGACUAACAUGGUUGGUGGGUAUUGUCUAGCAGGAAGGGUGGAUGAGGCACGUGAAAUCUUUGAUAGCAUGGAAGUAAAGAAUGUCAUUUCUUGGACUUCUAUGGUCACAGGUUAUGCUCAAAAUGACAGGGUAGAUAUUGCCAGGAAGCUUUUUGAGGUCAUGCCUGAGAAGAAUGAGGUGUCGUGGACAGCAAUGCUGCUAGGGUACACUCAGAAUGGAAGAAUUGAAGAAGCAUGGAAGUUGUUCAAAGAGAUGCCUGUAAAACCAACAGCUGCUUGUAAUGCAAUCAUACUUGGGGUAGGACAAAACGGAGAGGUUGACAAGGCAAGGAUGGUGUUUGAUUCUACAAUGGAAAAGGAUGAUGGAACUUGGAGUGCUAUGAUUAAAGUUUAUGAAAGGAAAGGCUAUGAACUAAAUGCACUUAAUUUAUUCCGUUUGAUGCAAAGGGAAGGAGUUCGUCCAAAUUUUCCUUCAUUGAUUAGCACACUCUCAGUUUGUGCAAGUCUUGCAACGAUUGACUAUGGCAGAGAGAUACAUGCGUUAUUAAUCAGAUCCAAGCUUGAUGAAGAUAUUUAUGUCUCCUCAGUGCUAAUUACAAUGUAUGUUAAAUGUGGUGAUCUUGUCAGGGCAAGAAGAAUCUUUGACAGGUUAUCUUCUAAGGAUACUGUCACGUGGAAUUCUAUUAUAACAGGUUAUGCUCAGAAUGGUUUAGGAGAAGAAGCCCUUGAAGUGUUUAGAGAAAUGUGUUCACAGGGCAUUGCACCAGAUGUGGUUACCUUUGUGGGAGUUCUGUCUGCUUGCAGCUACACUGGAAAGGUGAAAGAAGGGCAGGAUAUAUUUGAGUUCAUGAAUUCAAAAUACCUAUUAGAGCCAGAAAGUGAGCAUUAUGCUUGUAUGGUAGAUCUACUUGGUAGAGCUGGUCGCUUGACUGAGGCAAUGGAUUUGAUAGAAAAAAUGCCUAUGGAAGCAGAUGCAGUUAUAUGGGGUUCUUUGCUUGCUGCUUGUAGGAUGCAUAUGAACUUAGAUUUUGCUGAAGUUGCUGGAAAAAAACUUUUACAGCUUGAGCCUGAAAAAACGGGUCCUUAUGUCCUACUUUCUAAUAUUUAUGCAACAAAAGGUAGGUGGGCUGAUGCUGCAGCAGUCAGGAGAGACAUGCGAUCUAGGAAAUUGAGUAAGUCACCUGGUUGCAGCUGGCUUGUGGUGGAGAAGAAAGUGCAUAUGUUCACUGGUGGAGAAAGCAAACCCCAUCCUGAACAUCAAAUGAUCAUCAAAAUGUUGGAUAAAUUAGGUUCCAUGUUAAGAGAAGCUGGAUAUUAUCCUGAUGGUAGCUUUGUUCUACAUGAUGUGGAAGAAGAAGAGAGGGUGCAGAGCUUGCGUUAUCACAGUGAGAAGCUGGCUGUGGCAUAUGGACUUCUCAAGUUGCCUGGGGGGAUACCUAUAAGAGUGAUGAAAAAUUUGCGGGUUUGUGGGGAUUGUCAUUCUGCUAUAAAGCUAAUAGCUAAAGUCACAGGACGAGAGAUCAUUCUUAGAGAUGCAAAUAGAUUUCAUCACUUUAAAGAUGGCUCCUGUUCAUGCAGAGACUAUUGGUGAUUUCACUUACAUAAUGUCAAUAGAUUGGCAAAAGUCCUGAAUUUUCCGUUCAGUAACUUCCAUCUCUUGAGGUCCAAUGGUGAAUAUCCAGCUUUAAGUUGAAAGGAAUUGGUGAUCAAUAUUUUCUCCUUCCAGUUGAGCUGUUCGAACAAGCUUAUAGGAAGGUUUACGAGAGAAUUGAAUGAUAUCAUCUCCUUGUAAUUUACUUUCAUUCUGGAGGUUAAAGAAGAGAGUAUAGAUGAGAGAUAAGAAGGUGAAAGUGGUGGUAUCGGAAGCUGCAUAAGAAAAACAGCAAUGGAGAUUGAGAGGAGGGUACAAUGGGUGGGUAAUAUAGUUUAAGAAUUUCUGAGAUCAAGUAUUUUGAAUCCAGGUGUGGAAGUGAAAAUGGACUGCACAUUCAAAGCAAGUUCACCAAAAACAGCAGAGCAAAUAGAAUUCUGAGUGAACAGGACUACAAAUUAAACAGGUUUGGUUUUUACAGGUUGGUGAAUGGUGAUACCUUCAGUGGAUGGGAUCGAGUGCGCCAGAGAGAACGAAUGAAAUCGGGAAUUCAUGCCGGGCAAGCCUGCAGUGUCCCUGCCUCAAUAACCACAACUCAGCAAGUCACAGUGAAAUCCAGAAGUGCCAACACCUGCAUUUACAGCCUCAGUGCUUUAGACUUUCAGACCCUCCAAGAAAAAUGCUGCUGCAUUAUGUGGAAAUAAGCACUAAAGGAACACCAAAAUUGAUUUUCCCUUCUCAUCAUUAUAUAUCAUAAUCUAUAUUUCUGUCUGCUUCCACUUGUCUAUAAAUGCAUUCUUCAUAUUCAAAGUGAAACUUUUUAAAGUUGAAAAUUUGUCAUCUCAAA